Molecule: messenger RNA, 8880 nt
Organism: Cololabis saira (Pacific saury)
Lineage: Eukaryota; Metazoa; Chordata; Actinopteri; Beloniformes; Belonidae
Product: plexin-B1-like
Exons: 39
Coding region: 632-7246 (2204 amino acids)
Biological process (GO): regulation of GTPase activity; regulation of cell shape; semaphorin-plexin signaling pathway involved in axon guidance
Cellular component (GO): semaphorin receptor complex
Molecular function (GO): protein binding; semaphorin receptor activity
Source: RefSeq, a predicted model, not a curated record
GUGCAGCCAGAGAAGACCUGAACUCAUCUGGGAGGAUCAGAAACGCGUUUGCACGGACUCGCCGGCCACGUGUGGGGACACAAACCCUCUGACUGGAACCAAGCACGGGAAAACUAAACAAAUAGACCGUUUUUUCGUGUUGCUUUCCACUGAAACUGCAACGAAGCGGCAACACAGCUGUGCUUAGGUGCGUAAACAGAAGUUUGGAUUCCUCCGAGGGACAGAGAGAGAGAGAGAGAGAGAGAAAAAAAAGAAAAAAGCGCAGGUCUGGACCGAAACGACGUGGGAUUUGUUUUGUUGUAACCUCUGAGAAAAAGGUGACUUUUUUCCCUCUGCGUAUAUCUGGAGGGACGGAGUGGAGUUUGAGCGCAGGAGAGGAGCGGGGAUCAGACCUGGAGCUGUGGAGGUUGGGACGAAUCCCCAUGGGAGCCAGAGUCAGGUUGGACAUGAACGGAGAAGUGCAGUGAUCUCUCAAAGCGUGCAACUGUCCCCCAGUGAGGCGUGUCACAUCUGAAGUCCUGCUUUGAGCUGCAGGUUGGAUCCAGAAGGAUGUGUUUCUAGACCUGAGCUGCUGAGGUUGAGAGGUGCCAUACCUCUGUCAAACACCGCAGGAAACAAAUGCUUUACUGCCAUGCCUCCAGGGCCGGUGUGUCAUCCCUCAGUGUUAAUGGUCCACACACUGCUGCCUCUGCUCCUCGUAGCCGUCGGCGGGCCCUUCUCUCCAUCACCCAGCGGUGUUGACGGCGCGGCCAACACACCUCCCCCCGAUGUGUAUCCAACCUUCAAACGGAACAACACACUGUUCGAGCACCUGGCCCUGCAUCCCGACCCCGGGGUGGGCUGGAUCUACGUCGGAGCGCGAGAUCACCUGUUCCAGCUGGACCCGUCCCUCAAACCUGAAGUCCAGGAUGACACCGGACCCGUCCGAGACAGCCGGGAGUGCCUGCCCCCCGUGACGUUGAGCAACUGCCCUCAGGCCAGGGAGACCAGCAACCACAACAAGCUGUUGCUGGUGGACCCGUACUCCAGGGAGCUCAUCACCUGCGGGAGCGUUAACCAAGGCAUCUGCCAGAAGCGCAGCCUGGAUUCAGUCAAUCAGGUGCUGUUUUCCACAGAGAGACCCGUGGAUACCCAGUAUGUGGCAGCUAACCACCCCAACGUCAGCACCGUUGGGCUCGUGGUCCGCCCGCACCCCGACCGGCAGCCGGUGCUGUUUGUGGGACGGGGUUACACCAGCAGCCAUCCACCCAUUUCCACACGAAACCUGGCUCAGGAGCCGAUCUUCUCCUACGAGGAGACGGCCAAGCUGGCCGUGGCCGGCCGCCUCUCGGAGUACGACCAUCAUUUCGUGACCUCCUUCGCCCACCGGCAGCACGUGUACUUCCUGUUCUACCGGCGGGACCUGAAGUCUCAGUCUCGGGAGUACCGUACCUACAUCUCGCGGGUAUGCUUGGACGACCAGGCCUACUACUCUUACGUGGAAGUGCCCUUGAAAUGCCGCUCCAGGACGGGCAAGUCCUACAACCUGCUGCAGGCCGUGCAGCUGGGGCUGUUCGGGGACGGCGUGGAGGACCAGGGCUCCGAGGUUCUGCUCGGGGUCUUCUCCACUCACCUGGCCUCGUCAACUCGGCCCAGCGAAGACUCGGCCCUCUGCAUGUUUGACCUGGAGGACGUGGACCGCCGGAUCAACGCCACCAGAGACCUGUGCUACACACACAUGGGCAGGGAGGCGGGGAUGGAGGCGGCCUACAUCGAGUAUGAAGUCAAAUCCAACUGUGCCAACCUGCCAGAGAACACCCUGGAGGCGUACCCCUGCGGCUCGGACCACACCCCCAGCCCCAUGGCCAGCCGCCUGGCCGUGGAGGUGGAGGCCAUCCUGGACAGCCCGGCGGCCCGCCUCACCGCCGUGGCCGUCAGCGUGAAGGCCGGACACACCAUCGCCUUCCUGGGAGACUCCAGAGGAAACCUGCACAAGGUGUUCCUGGGGCCCAGCGGGGAGGUGGAGGAGUACGCCGUCAUCCCCGUGCAGAAGAACGCAGCCAUCAGCUCAGACCUGAUCCUGGACCAGACGGAGGAGCAUCUCUUCAUCAUGACCCACAACAUGCUGCAGAAGCGGCCGGUGGCCGAAUGCCAGCAGCACUCAGACUGCCACUCCUGUCUGCUGGCCCACGACCCGUACUGCGGCUGGUGCGUCCUGGAGGGAAGGUGCGUGGUGAAGUCUCUGUGCGGCCGUGGGGAGCAGCCGGGUCAGUGGCUGUGGAGCUUCGACAUGGAGCAGCAGUGUCUGCUGGUCCAGGACGUGAGCCCCUCCAACAUCAGCAGGGAGGAGAGCCGCAUGGUGACCCUGACCAUCCCGGGACUUCCCGUGCUGGAGAAAGGAGAGUCGUACUUCUGCUUCUUCCAGGACAGCCCCAGCCCCGCCAACGUGACUGAGAGCGGGGUCAGCUGCUACUCCCCGGAGCCCAGCCGGACGCCCACGGUGCCGCUGCGACAGGAGUUCGUCACCGUGGCCUUGUCGCUGCGCUUCGGGGACGUCACCGUCACGGCCAGGGAGUUCACCUUCUACGACUGUGUGGCGGUGAAGCAGCUGUCCGGCAGCCGGCCAUGUCGUGGGUGUGUUUUGAGCAAAUGGGGCUGUAACUGGUGUGUUCACCAGCACUUGUGCACCCACAAGCCCGUCUGUGCACAAGGAGUGAUGAUCUACAACCAACAUUUUAAACUCCCCACCUCAUCUCCUCCCACCACUACAAUUAAACCAGCCGCCACCACCACCAUGGCUUCACAAACAUCCACCGUUAAAGCCGUCACCACCACGACCAGCACGACGGCUGCAGUCCCUGCCACCACGGCAGCGCUUCAGGAGACGACCAGCUCUCCCACGCACGUUCCUCCCACCACCCAUCAGGCGGCGUGGCGCAGCACCCAGCCUGCUCCGUGGACCGCUGCACCGCCGCUCACCACGGCAGCAGCAGCUCUCCCCACGCUCCCGUCGGAGCUGGAGGAGGAGGUCAGCGCCGCCGCCACCCAGAGCAGCUCUGAGGCCGUCACCCCCACCCUGGAGGUGGAUCUGACCCCCGUCACUGCAGCUGACGGUCUCAGCGGAGACCCGGAGCCCGUCAUGCCUCUCAUGAUCUCAGAAACCUCCGAGGAGGAGGGAGUGGACUCCAGCCCCGGCAGCACCGACGCCACCCUGAGCCUGGCCGAGCCUCCCACCCUGUCCUCGCUCGGCCUCCCGCCGCCCACGCUGGCCCACCCUGAACCCUCCCCUGACCCGGAGCUGGAGCUGACCGGGACCCCCACGCCGACCCCCCCCCAGGACUCCCACACCGAGGCCGAGGACCCCGCUGUCGCCGUGGACCCCGACCUGCUCCGCUGGACUAAAGAAGAGGACGGCCUCACGGACGGGAACGACACCCUGGCGUUCUCAGCGCCCCCGGUGCUGUCGGGGGACGGGGAGGAGGAGCGCGGCCUGCACUCCUACCCCGCCCUGGGGGACAGCGACUCGGAGCUGGAGCCGGACUACCAGUACGAUCAGGCCGAGAGCUUCCUCCCGGGGGAUGAGGGUUCCUACAUGAGCUGGGGGUCCUCAGCUUGUCCCUGCGUGGAGAAGGUCCAGGGUCUGUCCCUGCUGCCCGUCCAGGUGGAGAGGAAGAUCACGCUACUGGCCUACAACCUGCACCUGUACCAGGACGCAGACCUGGACUACGAGUGUGUGCUGAUCAUCGAGGGCCAGACGGUGGUGGUGGACGCCUACGUGGAGGUGGACGACGACAGUCCCACCGACUUCGACAUCACCUGCCAGCUCCACCAGUACUCGUACUCUGCUCCGGUGCACGAGUACAAGGCCAUGGUGUACGUGAAGAGGAGGGACACGUUCCACGUGGACAGCUCUCCGGACUUGUUUGUGACCCUGUACAACUGCUCGGUGGGCCGGUCCGACUGCAGCCGCUGCCACACGGCCGACCAGAAGUACGGCUGCGUGUGGUGCGGGGCCCCGCGGGGCAGCUGCGUGUACGCCGACUCCUGCGGCCAGCCCGUCCAGCAGACGUGUCCCGCCCCCGUCAUCCACGCCAUCGAGCCUCUCUCCGGGAUCCUGGAAGGAGGCACCAUGCUGACCAUCUCGGGCUCCAACCUGGGCCAGAAGUCUGCAGACAUCCUGCACUCGGUGACGGUGGCCGGCGUGCCGUGCAGCGUCCUCCCCGAGCUGUACGAGGUCUCCUCCAGGAUCGUGUGCAGGACCAGAGCCAGUCGGGGGGAGAAGGUGGGACACGUGUCCGUGGAGGUGAGCGGGGGAGAGUUCGGCCGCUCCAACCAGAGCUUCAGCUACCAGGACCCGUUUGUGAUGGAGGUGUGGCCUGAACGGGGGCCGAAGGCAGGCGGGACGUCCCUGACCGUCACGGGCCGGCACCUGAUGACGGGCCGGCCCUCCGACCUCAGCAUCACCGUGGGAGGGGUGCCCUGUAAGAUAGCGUCGGAGGUCCGCAGCUCCAGCGUGGUGUGCGUGACGGGGAGCAGCAACGUGACGGGAGACCACCGGCUCACGCUCCACUACGGCAACAACCAGCGCCACCUGCACACGCCGUCCUACCGCUACACCCCCAACCCCAACGUCACCGCCGCCGCGCCGCCCCGGAGCUUCCUGAGUGGCGGCCGGCUGAUCUACGUGUCCGGACACAACCUGGACGUGGUGCAGGAGCCGCAGAUGGUGGUGACCUCACGCAAGGCCGUCGGCCAGGGGACCAGGAGGAGGAGGAAGAGGAGGAACCUGGAGAACCGGGAGGACCAGGACAAAACCCCCUUGCAGUUCACGGAGCGCUGCGAAGUGAACUCUUCCUCUCUGAUCCUGUGCCGAUCCCCGAAGGUCAACGCAGUUGUCCUGGAUAAGGAGUCAAAGGUGACGGUGGAGUUUCUGCUGGAUAACCUGCGCUUUGACUUCAGUAGCUUGAGCUCCCAGGCCUUCAGCUACGACCCCGACCCGACCCUGCAGCCGCUGAACCAGCAGGACCACCAGAAGGUUUACCGCUACAACCCCGGCAGCUUCAUCCAGCUGGAGGGGGACAACCUGGACCUGGCCAUCACUAAAGAUGAGGUGGUGGUUCUCAUCGGGGGGGCCGUGUGUGCCGUCAAGACCCUGACCAGGAACCACCUGUACUGCGAGCCGCCGCCCCAGCAGCCGCUGCCGGGGGCCCACUGCAAGAAAUGUGAGGGCUCCGACCAGCUGCCCGAGUUCACCGUCCAAAUGGGCAACCUGAACUUCUCCCUGGGGAAGGUUCAGUACGACAACCUGAGCUUGUCCACUUUUCCACUGGACGCCCAGAUUGGAGUGGGCGUGGGAGCGUCCAUCGUGGCCUUCAUCGUCCUCAUCAUCGUGCUGAUCUACAGGAGGAAGAGCAAGCAGGCUCUCCGGGACUACAAGAAGGUCCAGAUCCAGCUGGAGAACCUGGAGACCAGCGUCCGGGACCGCUGCAAGAAGGAGUUCACAGACCUGAUGACGGAGAUGAUGGACAUGUCCAGCGACCUGGUGGGCUCGGGCAUCCCCUUCCUGGACUACCGGGCCUACGCCGAGCGCAUCUUCUUCCCCGGCCACCGGGAGUCCCCGCUGAGGCGAGACCUGGACGUGCAGGAGUCCCGGCGGCAGACGGUGGAGCAGGGUCUGGUGCAGCUGUCCAACCUGCUCAACAGCAAACUCUUCCUCACCAAGUUCAUCCACACCCUGGAGAGCCAGAGGACCUUCUCCCCCAGAGACCGGGCCUACGUGGCCUCGCUGCUCACGGUGGCGCUCCACGGAAAGCUGGAGUACUUCACCGACAUCCUCAAGACUCUCCUCAACGAUCUGGUGGAGCAGUACGUGGCCAAGAACCCCAAGCUGAUGCUGCGAAGAACCGAGACGGUGGUGGAGAAGCUCCUGACCAACUGGAUGUCCAUCUGUCUCUACACAUUCCUGCGGGACUCAGCAGGGGAGUCUCUGUACAUGUUGUUCCGAGCUAUAAAGCACCAGGUGGAUAAAGGACCAGUGGACGCCGUCACAGGAAAGGCCAAGCACACCCUGAACGAUAACCGGCUGCUGCGCGAGGACGUGGAGUACAAAACCCUGACGCUGAACGUGCUGGUGCAGGGCGGGGGGGUGAACGACUCCCAGCCGCUGCCCUCCAAAGUGCUGGACUGUGACACCAUCACGCAGGUGAAGGAGAAGCUGCUGGACCAGGUGUACAAGAGCGCCUCCUUCUCCCACCGGCCGCACGCAGACUCCCUGGACCUGGAGUGGAGGUCUGGCGUUGCCGGCCAUCUCAUCCUGUCAGACGAGGACCUGACCUCGGUGGUGCAGGGCAGCUGGAAACGCCUCAACACGCUGCAGCACUACAAGGUUCCGGACGGAGCAACGGUGGCGCUGGUGCCGCGCCACAGCAAAAACAUUCACCACGACAACCACGACUACAUCGCCGGAGAGAAGACGCCCAUGCUGGAGGAUAAUGAUGAGGGGGGGGUGAAGCUGUGGCACCUGGUGAAGGCCAGCGAGGAGCCGGAGCUGCCCAAACACCGGAGAGGCAGCCUGAGGGACCGGGAGAGGGCCAAGGCCAUCCCCGAGAUCUACCUGACCCGCCUGCUGUCCAUGAAGGGAACGCUGCAGAAGUUCGUAGACGAUCUGUUCACCGUCAUCGUCAGCACCAGCCGCCCCGUCCCGCUGGCCGUCAAGUACUUCUUUGACCUGCUGGAUGAUCAGGCGGGGCAGCACAGCAUCACCGACCCGGAGACCAUCCACAUCUGGAAGACCAACAGCCUCCCUCUGCGUUUCUGGAUCAACAUCAUCAAGAACCCUCAGUUCAUCUUUGACGUGCAGGCGUCGGAUCACGUGGACGCCGUGCUCUCCGUCAUCGCGCAGACCUUCAUGGACUCGUGCACCAUCGCCGAGCACAAGCUGGGCCGGGACUCUCCCAUCAACAAGCUGCUGUACGCCCGAGACAUCCCCCGCUACAAGCAGAUGGUGGAAAGGUACUACGCUGACAUCAGGCAGACCAUCUCGGCCAGCGACCAGGAGAUGAACUCUGCUCUGGCUGAACUGUCCAGGAACUACUCUGGAGAACUGAACUUCCUGGUGGCGCUGCACGAGCUCUACAAGUAUAUCAACAAGUACUACGAUCAGAUCAUCACGGCGUUAGAGGAGGACCCCACGGCUCAGAAGAUGCAGCUAGGCUACCGGCUGCAGCAGAUCGCCGCCGCGGUGGAGAAUAAAGUGACGGACUUGUGACGGAGACAUCGUUACUCCGUGUUACUGCCAGGACGUUCGGAAGCCAACCGCCUGAAGACUGCAGCGGGCAUUAAGGGGACCUUUUCUGUUUUGGCCGGUUGCUAAGGAGGCCGACGGUCGUUUGUAGGAGUAGAAAGGCACAAAGACACUGAAUAACCCCGUUCAGACGGAGCACGGUUGCGUAAAAAAGACCCCCGUCAAGCGGGAAGUCGUCGCCACCGCUUUCCCUCCGGAGUCGGUGGUAAAGAAGCGGUACAUCUCCCACCUCGGCUGUUUGCUGCUGCUGAAAGAUGAAACCAGUGAUUUCUUGUGUGUUUACACAUUCAUUCUCCUGUCUGUUGUCACGGUAACGUCGUCGUCAUUUUCGUCGCUCGCGUUUGAGAAGAAAGCCUCGGUCGUGACUCGCAUGUCGUUGAAAAUAUGAGUUGAGUAAGUUACCGCCGCUCUACCUCAGCCCACGGCGCCGCGUCCGCUGCGUUACCACGCUGUUGUUGCCGAAAACACGACAACUUUAGCAGGUGACAUCUCCCAACACACACACACACACACACACACACACACACACACACACACACACACACACACACACACACACACACACACACACACACACACACUUGUUCUUGACUGCAAGUCCUCCUGUUUAUUUCAAGGUACUUAAACCCCAGCUGUCUAUAUUUAUUGUUUUUAGUAAACCGAUGUGGUUUUAUUAUGUCUGUGCAGUCUGAGGAAGUGCUUCCUUGUUUUUUUUAUGAUGCUCCUUCGGCUCUGACUGCUGUUCCUGAAACGGCGGCUCACCCGAGCGACUCCAAGCCGAGGCCGUGCUGCAGAGUUUGCUGGUGCAAACUUUAAAAAGUGCAAUCUCAUCGCGAUCAAGAGAAGCGUGAGCUCGUGUGCGUUGAUGGUUUUCUGACUCGCACAGGUUGUUGCCUGGAGAUCUGACAGUUUGUCGGUCUCGGGUCAAAUCGGUUCUCCCCCCCCCCCCAGGACGGCCCGCUAAAUCACGCCCGCGGUCGGGCGUCGCAGGGGGAACUGACCGGGCCCAGACGGGUGCAGAGGGAAAGCCAAAUCAAUCGAGAAGUCAACCUAAACACAACUCCACACACCCAUACUUCAAAAAGGUUUAAUCUUUCACAAAGCCCCAAUAAAGGAAAUCUUUUAAAAAUGCCAGCUGUGUAUUUAAAUAAUGUUAACAGACACAGGAAGUGAUAAAAGAUUCAUUGCAGACCUGAAACAACGUUGAUAAAGGUUCACUUUGGGAGACUGCCUGAACUCGUAGAGGGCUACAAACGCGUGUCCGUUUGAGCCCCGGCUGGUCAGAAUGUAGAGCGUAGGUUUGUCCUGACGUUACUAAACACAGCGACUAACGACUCACGUGAACUUGUGGUUUGUUGUCGUUGGCUGCUCAUGAAAGCUCCGCGCUGACCCACGCAAACCGCCUGAGGGAAAACUGUUGUUAGGCUGUAUAAAUUUGUCGAUGUAGAGCAGGCUCUGCAAGGAGCAGUUUUAAGGAUGUUUCUGAUUUCUUGUUUAUUAUUGUACAUACUGAUUUUAAAUGUAACUGUAGUGAUUUAACCUGUUUAUUAAGCGAAAGCGCCAAAUUUUCACAGAUGUAAUAAAGUAUUCUAAAAUGA